Messenger RNA from Pyrenophora tritici-repentis Pt-1C-BFP, 495 nucleotides. The record is from RefSeq and is a predicted model, not a curated record. NCBI's taxonomy places the organism in Eukaryota, Fungi, Ascomycota, Dothideomycetes, Pleosporales, Pleosporaceae.
AUGGCUCCCAAGAAGGACGCUCCGGACGGCCAUUCUAACGCCCUUCUCGUUGGCUUCACAGACAAGGAUACCAAGCUCUUAGCCGCUGCUUUCUAUGACUACGAUCUUAUGGCAACGCUAACCAAAAACACUGCUGGAUCUCUAAAGAAGAUGUGGCCCCCGGUCAAGAAGAAGGCCAGUGAGAACUAUCCCUCCUUCGCGGCCCUCCUAGGUCAAGCUGGCACUGCUACCACCGCUACCGAGCCCAAGACGCCCAAGAAGCGCAAGGCUGCCGUGGAGACCCCUAAGGCCGGUGAUGUCAUGGACGACGCAGUCAGUGAGAGGGACAAAGCCGACUCCAGCGCAAAGUCCCCAGUCGCCAAGAAGGUCAAAAAGGUACCUGUUGCCCGUGGUAAAGGUCGUGCCAAGAAGGUAGUCAAGAAGGAGGCGUCAGAGUCCGAGGCCGACUUGGAUAAGGAAGAUUCUGCCAACGGUGACGACGAUGAGGAAAUCUAG